AGUGUGGACUCGACAUCAAGAAAGCCAUGAGUAGAGCAGCUUCAAGGCGCCUGCUGGCACAACCGCCUCAAUUGCUCAUCUCUGAGCUGGUACCCACCUGCAGACUGCCAUUACGAUGUCUGCGACCCUUCUCAAGUACAACGAGGAAAGCAGAAGGGCAUGACACCAGACCACCACCCUCAGAACCCCGAUCGGCAGCCCCCUCAUCUCGACCCGUCUACUUCUCCUCGAUUCCUCGAGUACAAUCCGCAAAGCCUCCUCCUCCAUCGCCAUCUCUCAACCCGAAGGCAACCUCAGGAGGCAUGGGGGAAUUGGCGAAAACCUUCUCUGGCAUUUCUAACAUGAUCGACCAAAACCAAGAGAGUCGAUACGCACAACAAUCUCGUAGACGUGGCACUUUGCUAGAUAGCCUUGGUUCCCUAUCUUCAGAUGGAAGUUAUGACGGAAAUCUCAUCCCAGGAGAAGAGGAUUUCAGGGAGAGGGCGCAUCAACUACACAUCUACGCCACGAGACACAACUGCCAUAUCACAGUCGUCCGUCCCCCUGGCUACAAGAAUCCUUUGAAUGGGAACGUUUCGAAUAAUCGCACAGUUCUGAUGUCGGUGGCUUGUGGCAAUUUGGCUUUUCGGCACUCUGCGAGGAAGCAUUAUGAUUCUGCUUUCCAAUUGGCGUCUUAUGUAAUGGGUAUACUGAAGAAUAGAGGUCAUAUCAAGGAUAUUGAGCAACUAGAGGUGUUUUUGCGAGGAUUUGGGGCUGGAAGAGAAGCUGUGACGAGAGCACUGCUUGGUCUGGAAGGUGCAGCACUGAGAGGAAAGAUUGUGAAGGUUUCAGACGCUACGAGGUUGAAGUUUGGUGGCACGAGGAGCAAGAAACCAAGGCGUCUGGGUUAGAUGUCAUGUUGUGGAGUUCGCGGGUUGUGCACUGCAUAUAGAAACUUGUACAAUAAUCAGAGUCCGAUUUGGUGGUAUC
Molecule: messenger RNA, 969 nt
Organism: Hyaloscypha bicolor E
Lineage: Eukaryota; Fungi; Ascomycota; Leotiomycetes; Helotiales; Hyaloscyphaceae
Product: translational machinery component
Exons: 1
Coding region: 27-890 (287 amino acids)
Biological process (GO): maturation of SSU-rRNA from tricistronic rRNA transcript (SSU-rRNA, 5.8S rRNA, LSU-rRNA); translation; ribosomal small subunit assembly
Cellular component (GO): ribosome; mitochondrial small ribosomal subunit
Molecular function (GO): mRNA 5'-UTR binding; small ribosomal subunit rRNA binding; structural constituent of ribosome
Source: RefSeq, a predicted model, not a curated record